Messenger RNA from Paralichthys olivaceus (Japanese flounder), 2757 nucleotides. The record is from RefSeq and is a predicted model, not a curated record. Lineage: Eukaryota; Metazoa; Chordata; Actinopteri; Pleuronectiformes; Paralichthyidae.
AGGAAACCUUGGUGAGUGAGAAGACUUGAAGGUGAAGAAGCUGAGAUGAUUCCACAGGAACCUGAUUUGAUCCAUCUCUGUCAGAAAUAACCUUCAGAGGUGCAUGAUGGGAUUGAGUCAAGCGUCCAACGUCACUCCAGACAUCGCCUCAGUGGCGAAUAACAAUCCCAACACCUCUGGCACCGCCUCAUCUCUCAAUCCAUCGUCCUGCAGCAUCGACGAAUCCUACAAGUACGUCUUCCUGCCCGUCUGCUACUCGCUGACCUUCCUCUUCAGCCUCACCCUCAACUCUGUAGUGCUGCUACGCUCCUGUCGCCUCCGCGGUGGAUGCUGCGCCGGCGGCGGCGGCAGCAGCAGCAGCGGUGGGCGACGCUGGAACACCUCACUGAUCUACAUGGUGAACCUUGCUACCACGGACCUGAUGUACGGCCUGUCACUGCCCUUUCUGGUGGCGAGCUACGUGCUGAGGGACAGCUGGGUGUUUGGUGACUUCAUGUGCCGCCUCGUACGCUUCCUCUUCUACUUCAACCUCUACUGCUCCAUCUUCUUCCUCACCUGCAUCUCUGUGCACAGGUACCUGGGCAUCUGUCAUCCGAUGAGGACCAUCACUCUGGAGAGCAAGCGGGUGGUGAAGGGAACCUGUGCGCUGGUGUGGGUGGUGGUUUUCAUCCUCACCUGCCCCAUCUUCAGGUUUGCCCAGACGGGAUACAUCAGGCGAGGAGGCAGCACAGUAGCUGGGCCUGGAGGAUCAUGGGACGGUGGGAACAGGACUGAGGAUCAGUACGAUGAGGGGUACGUGAACUGCUGGGACGACGCCAUUGACAAAGAAUUUGCAGACUACGUCCCCUAUGGAAUCGUCCUUCACCUAUUAGGCUUCUUUGUGCCCUUCGUCAUCAUCGCCUGGUGCUACUCUCAGGUGGUCAGGACGAUAUUUCAGACCCUGCGAUCUCCUCCCAGCUCGGUGGAGGGCGGUGAAGACUGUCAGGUUGGAGACGGGGCAGCAGAGGGAGUUCGAGAGCGGGAAAGAACCUCAGUCUCCAUCUCUGGCUCGCAGUACUCCCACUACAUACGGCGGCGGCGGAAAUCCAUCAAAACCAUUCUAACCAUUACGUUGCUGUUUGCUCUCUGCUUCCUGCCCUUCCAUGUGACCCGCACGCUCUUCCUGCUUCUGCGGCGGGGGCAGCUCGGCGGCUGCUACGCUAUGAAGACCGUCUCAAUCUGCUACAAGGUCACCCGGCCACUCGCCUCCUGUAAUGCCUGGCUCAAUGCCCUCCUCUACUUCCUGACAGGGGAUAAAGGCGCCCCCUGCUGCUGGCCGGCAGAACACACCGUUCGCAGAGACCGCCAGAACGGCUCCCUCUGGUGGCCACUGAAACUACUAAAAAAGGAGGGGCCGGGAGAGGAUGACCAGGAGGCAGCAGAGCAGGUUGAAAGGGAGGCGCACAUGGAAAACGAGUCCAAGUCUUCAAGGGUCGUCUUCUAACAAAGUUUAGAGCUGCUGGAGGAUGUUUGAAACUUUUUGAGACGUUUGAUCACCUGAAGAAAACGUCGCGGAGUGAAUCAAUAAAAACACUUGACUGUUCAAUAACAUUGAGUCCUCACAGUUCUCACAGGGAACAUGUCCCGAGACCCGUUCAGGGACAGAGUUUAUUUAAAUUAACUGACCUCAAAUGAUUAUUCCAUGACUCACAUGAAGAUUCUUAUCGUGACUCAGUCAUUUAUAUCUUCACUUCAUGUCCACAGAAUCUUACAUUUCCUGAUGUUUACAGCUUUUCCUUCAUUUACACCCAGAACUGUCAGUAGCUGGAUAUAUUGUGCUUUCGUUUUAUAUUUGUCCUGAGUCCAUGCUUCACUGAUGCUCAGCAGCUUUUAAAUAAACACCGUUCACACUGAUGAAGAAGACUAUACUGAAGCUCAACAUCUUCAACACACGAGCAAAUUCAAGAAACACUUGAGUUUGUGUUUCCAGGGACAUAAACCAGAAAAAACAUUUAUUCAUUUUACAACAAAACAAAAGUGAAAGUUUACAGGUUAGAACCAGAUUAACUCACUAAUCCUCAGUUUCCAUAAUCGUCUCUUUAGCGAUUCAACAAUAAUUCACAUGAAAUUGUUUCUCUGGAGAAUCACAGUCAUUGGCCAGAGGUGACCUUUGACCCUGUGACCAUGAGGAUUAGCGAGCUGCUGAUUUAGUUCUUUUUAUGUCUCAGUAGUUAAAACAAACCUUCACUGAAUGUUUCCUGUAAUAAUUAUGUGAUUCUUACGUUUGAACGUGACGUGAAGCGGCGGCCAUGUUUCUGAGCUGCUGCUGUCUGAACAGAUCUUCUCUCUGCGUGACGGACGCUCAGGUCAGUCUGUGAUGUCACACAACAUUUCUUCAACCCGUGUUUUGAGGUUUUUGUGGUGAAACAUCUGGAUUUGAGUCUGAUGACAUCAGCUCCGUGUCCUCGGCCUCGUUCAUGGUUAACGUGUGGAUCCGUCUCAAAUGAUUUAUCGGCUCACACAUCCGCUGCUUCUCUGACUCUGCAGAUCAGACUUCAUCUCAGAAUGUUUCAGUCAAUAUCAACAAAGGUUUUACACCGAUUCUGAAAUGAUCUGUCUUUAUUUAUUUAUCAUUUAACGGUUUGUUAUGCACAUGACUUUAUUUAACCUUUAAAUAUUUCACAGUGAUAAUGGCACAAUAUAUAGAGUUGUUCAUGAGUGUUUCUUUGGCACCACUUUCUUAUCAGGCUCCAUCCAUGAAGGUCUAUGGGCUGUAAU